Menidia menidia (Atlantic silverside) is the source of this 309-nucleotide messenger RNA. NCBI's taxonomy places the organism in Eukaryota, Metazoa, Chordata, Actinopteri, Atheriniformes, Atherinopsidae. The record is from the annotation of a GenBank genome assembly.
CAUGGAUCUGUGGACGACAUGCUGGAUGCUGAAAACAAACGGCUGGCGGACAACCUGGCAACCAAAGUCUCCAGACUCAAAUCUCUGGCUUAUGACAUCGAUAAGGAGGCGGACGAUCAGAACGAGUAUCUGGACAGCAUGGACUCGAACUUCCUGAGUGCGACGGGGCUGCUGACCGGCAGCGUGAAGCGGUUCUCCACGAUGGUCCGGUCCGGGCGGGACAACCGGCGCCUGCUGUGCUACGUCUCCGGGGGGCUAGUGCUAAUCUUCUUCAUGCUCUACUACCUAGUGUCCAGGAUCCAGAGCUGA